UGUGUUGCGUCAUCGCUUCGCUCCCUCGCCGCCCGACAGACGACGGCCUCCUGCCCCGUGCCCUUGACAGGAAAGUACCCGCGGGACUCCCAGGGGCAUUCGGGGGAAAGCACGACGACGUAGAUAAGUCAAUAGAGAGAGAAGAGUGAAAAAAAAAAAAUUCAAAAUGGCCCUUCGUCUGUCUUCUCAAGUGGGACUCCUCCUGAGGACUUCGAGGACCUCCUUCGGGACGUCGACCUCGAGGGUCCUCCGGGCGGCGCCGGCGGGCCUUCGGGCCUUCGCCGCCGGGGGAGGGGAAGGGGGGGGAGGAGGCCUGGCGAAGACCGAGGGAUCCUCCUCUGCUGCUCCUCCUCCUGCUCCUGCUUCUGCUCCCAAGGGGAAUAUCGGAUUGAGGGAUCAUCGAAUCAACAGGUUUGAGAAAUUUUUGAUGGUGUGGGGAGGAAAAUACAAAUCGAUGGAUGAAGUGCCAGAGUACAUCAGCCAAGACUCAUUGGAGCGCGCCCGCAACAAGGCAAGAAUCAAGAUCAACAUGCUAAUGGGCUUGGCAACACUGAUUGGAUGCUUCGUCAUGAUCUGGUCGGGAAAGAGGGCACAAAGAGAAGGGCAGACGGUCGUCAAGAUGAAUGAGGAAUGGCACAGGAAAAUGAAGGAAGAAGCCAGUAAGGCCAAAGGUAGUGCAGAAGGGGAUAAAGCAUCUUAGAAGCGUGUUAGGUUCGUAUUGAGAGUUGUUGACUGUUAGUGAUGUGAAUUAUUAUAUUUGUAGAGGGAGGGCAAUGGUGAUAUGUAAAUUGGUAGAAUGUAUAUAAUACUCUUAUUUUAUGUGCCCUGGUUUGAGUAGCAAAGUGAAAUAACCUAGGUAACGUAUAUUUUUAAAGGGUAAUGUAACUAUCAAAAAUUAAUAUUAAUUUUCAAUACACAUGUAUAUAUAUAUGCAAUAUUAUCCUCUGGCAUGUAUUUUAUAUAUUACACAAUUCCUUUUUUUUAUAACAGAAAGCAAAUGUAAAGUUAUUUACCCUAAGCAUUAUUUUGUUCUAGCAUGCUCCUUUAACUAUUAUUGUUAAUUUUAAUUAUUAUUAUUAAUAUAUAUUUUUUUUUCAUCGUUAUCAGUUUGUAUGUGAGGAAUAAACUGUAAAACAUAGAUUAUUGAAAGAUGUCAAUGAAAAUGUGAAACAUCGAGAUUUGUCUUUUAUUUAUCUGCGAAAAAAGAAAUUCACGGGGGAACUUUUGAGCUUUUGUUUCAUCUUCAUACUUCAGGCUAACCUUUGAUUUAUGUUAGUUACUUCAGAUCAUAACAUUCUAGCCAGAUUUUCUUAGAGUAUGGUGAUUCAGUCAAGAUACUUGACAGUAUUUUCUGUAUUUUGAUUUUUAAAUAAAAUUAUUUGGCCACAGAGUUCUCUUCAGAAAUCUUUUUCUCAUGGACCUGCAAGAUGUAUUUGUAUACUUAAAAUAAAAAUUUGAAGAUCCUUGUACUCUGGGAUGACUGUGUC
Messenger RNA from Penaeus chinensis, 1487 nucleotides. RefSeq names its product UPF0389 protein CG9231-like. The record is from RefSeq and is a predicted model, not a curated record. Lineage: Eukaryota; Metazoa; Arthropoda; Malacostraca; Decapoda; Penaeidae. The coding region runs from base 167 to 700 and encodes 177 amino acids. The transcript is spliced from 3 exons.